GUGGGCACCGAGUCACCAGGCACGACAGUGGGCUCUGAGUCAAUUGGCACGACAGCGGGCACCGGGUCAUCAGGUACCAGAUCGUCCGGAUCGACAGCGGGCACCGGGUCAUCAGGCAUUGGAUCGUCUGGCUCGACAGCGGGCACCGCGUCAUCUGGCAAGGCAGUGGGCACUGAAUCACCAGGCACGACAGUGGGCUCUGAGUCAAUUGGCUCGACAGCGGGCACCGGGUCAUCAGGUACCGGAUCGUCUGGCUCGACAGCAGGCACCGGGUCAUCUGGCGCUGGAUCGUCUGGCUCGACAGCGGGCAUUGGGUCACCAGGCAUGACAGCGGGCCCCCGGGUCAUCAGGCAAGACAGCGGGCACUGGGUCAUCAGGCAUUGGAUCGUCAGGCUGGAUCAGUUCAUCAGGCUGGGUACAGACAUCAGGCUGGGUAGGGACAUCAGGCUGAAGUGCGGGUGCCGAGGCACCAGG
This is a messenger RNA of Staurois parvus, 474 nucleotides long. NCBI's taxonomy places the organism in Eukaryota, Metazoa, Chordata, Amphibia, Anura, Ranidae. The record is from the annotation of a GenBank genome assembly.